UCUAGCCAAAUAGAGCAGGAAGUAGAGAGGAGAGAGACUCCUGGUCACACCCCCUCCUGCAUCAGGUUCUCUGCUUUCCAUUUCCCUUCCUUGCCACUGUUCUGGAGGCCUCUCUUUUCUCCGGGUGUCCCUGGAGCUGGAGCUGAAGAACAGGAAUCAGGUUAAAAAAGCCAUAAUGAUGUCUCCAUCAGAUGAUUUUGAGAUCCUACUGAAGGGACUGAACAGUUGGAAUCUUCCCAAUGGUCCUGUCCCUUGUGAAUUGCUACUGAUUGGUGAAGCUGCCUUCCCAGUGCUGGUGAAUAAGGAUGGCCAGGUCAUCAUUGCUGCCUCACGUUAUGGCCAAGGCCGCAUGGUAGUCAUGUCUCAUGAGAGCUACCUGCAAGAUAGGAUGUUGGCUCAGUUUCUUUUCAAUGCUAUGGGCUGGCUUAACCAAUGCCCAGGUGCUGCUGUUGGGGUACACACAUCUGUUGAACCUCUCACUCACAUUCUCAGUGACUUUGGGGUGGAGGUACAGACCAUGGAUGGUCUUGAGGACUCAAUAGGAGUUUACUGUAUCAAUGCCUAUGACAGCACCUUGGCCAAAGAGAUGAUUCAAUUUGUGAAAAAUGGUGGAGGUUUACUCAUUGGGGGCCAAGCUUGGUAUUGGGCAAGUAAACAUGGAUGUGACAAGGUUCUGUCCAAUUUCCCUGGGAACCAGGUCACCAGUGUAGCUGGUGUGUACUUCACUGAUGCCUAUGGAAAGACAGACUUCCUCAAGGUCUCUAAGAAAGUACCUAAAAUUCCACUUACAGUCAGAUUUGGGGAAGACCUCUCUCAAGAUCAACAGCAACUCCUACAUGGGAUCACAGAGCUGGAUAUUAAUACUGGUGGACUGCCUUCUCAGCUGCUGGUUCAUGGAGCCUUGGCCUUCCCUCUUGGGCUAGACUCUUCCCUUGGUUGCUUCCUGGCAGGUGCCCGUUAUGGCCAGGGUCGAGUGGUGCUUGCUGCUCAUGAGGGCAUGCUCUGUGCACCCAAGCUGGGCCCUUUUCUGUGCAAUGCUAUUAACUGGCUGGCAGGGGGCCAGACAGGCAGAAUUGGGGUCAACCCUAAUCUUAAAAAUCUGUAUUCCUUGGUGGCUGAGAGUGGCCUGGAAUGCAGCAUAGAAUCCCAUCUGACCACUGGCUUAAGUGUUUACUGCUGUACAGCCUAUAGCGACCAAGAGGCAGAGAAGAUACAUGAGUUUGUGGCAGAGGGUAGAGGAUUACUGAUUGGGGGCCAGGCCUGGUGGUGGGCCUCCCAGAAUCCUGGCAAGCCAGCUGUGGCUGAUUAUCCUGGAAAUCAUAUCCUCAACCCCUUUGGCCUCAGUAUCCUAGAUUCUAGCCUGAAAAGUGGCCAAUUUCCUGUCCAUGUGCCUAGUAAAGGGAACUAUCACUUUCGCUCAGCAUUGUCUCAGUUUCAAGAUGAGGUAAAAGGAGGAGAGGUCUUGGCAAAAGACUGGCAAUCUAAGCUAAGGAAGGAUUGUGGAGCUUUCCUGAAGAUUCCUGCAGAAGGAGUCCCUGCCUAUGCCUCUCUACAUAGAUUCUUGAGGAAAGUCAUCAAACAAACUGGCCUCCCCCAUGUCAGCCAGGAUCAUCCUGUGCACAGCAAUUCCUGUGAGGCAACCCUGCUCUGUAUGGCCACUGAGCUUGCUCAAAAUGGGACCACUGAUUGUUUUUCACUGGUCCACAGAGCUAGCAAUGGGACUUGUCCCUCCCAAGUGUACUCCCCUGGACCCCCUGUCACCAUGGAGAUCAAUGGCACCAGUCCAGAUUUCACUCUCUGGGUGAGCACUGGACUCUACCUCCCUGAAGGCUUUCCUGUAAACAUCACAAUGCCGUGUGCUGCUGCUACUGGCUUACAGGUUCAAAUUGGCUGCCACUCUGAUGACCUCAAUGGUGCCAAGAAGCUUUGCCGAGCACCUGUGGUGAUUCACCGAUGCUGUCUGGACAAACCAGAGCUGUCAGUCUCCUCCCUCUGGGGGGGGCUCAUCUAUAUUCUUGUGCCUCAGGGCAGCAACUUGGGUCCUGUGUCUAUCACCAUCACUGGAGCUGUGCCUGCUCCUUACUUUAAGCUGGGAGAGACUAAUCUGGAGGAGUGGAAGAGCAUCAUACGCUACCACCCAGUGCCCUGGGGAGAGCUGGCAACAGACAAUAUCAUCUUAACAGUGCCAUCUGAACAUCUUCAAGACCUGGAAGACCCAGAGCCAUUGCUUCAUCUCUGGGAUGAGAUGAUGGGAGCUAUAGCCCAACUUGCAGCAAAACCCUUCCCUUUCCCUCGUCCUGAGAGGAUUGUGGCUGAUGUACAGAUCUCAGCUGGCUGGAUGCAUUCAGGAUAUCCCAUUAUGUGCCAUAAGAAGUCAGCAGAGGAAAUAGUCAAUGAGAAGAGAAUAAGAUCUAGUGGCCUCUGGGGCCCCAUCCAUGAGCUUGGCCACAACCAGCAACAACAGGUCUGGGAGUUCCCACCACAUACAACUGAAGCUACCUGCAACUUGUGGUCUGUCUAUAUACAUGAAAUGGUAUUAAACAUCCCCCGGAGCCAGGCUCACCCUGCACUGACUCCCUCAGAUAGGGAGACCAGAGUACGAGAAUACCUGGGGAAAGGGACCCCUUUGAAAGAAUGGAGUGUUUGGACAGCGCUGGAGACUUAUCUGCAGCUACAGGAAGCCUUUGGCUGGGAGCCCUUCAUUCAGAUCUUUACUGAGUACCAGACCUUAUCUGGGGUACCCAACAACAAUGCUGGAAAGAUGAACCUGUGGGUGAAAAAGUUCUCUCACCAAGUGCAGAGGAAUCUGGUGCCUUUCUUCCAGGCUUGGGGCUGGCCUGUCCAGGAGGAGGUGGCUGCUUCCCUGGCCUGCCUCCCUGAAUGGCAGGACAACCCCAUGAAUGUGUACCUUCUUAUGGAGAAUUAAGGGGUGCCCAGCAGACCCAGUGUGUCUAUAGACAGGAUAUAUUUUCAUCUACAAGAUGGAUGGGUGGAAAUGCUCUGGAUGUAGUGAGUCAGCACCGUUGAUUCAGCAAAUGUUCACUGAUUGUCUUUAAUGUUUGGGAUGCUAUGGCUGAUGCAAAGGAAGAAAGUCAGCUGGAGUCUACCACCUCUCUGAAGGGGAAAAUAAGAAAAGCACAUGGAAAGUUGUAUAACAACAUGAGUUUAAUAACAAUGUGUAACAUUUAAAAUUAUGAGACUGGUUGUAACUUAAUAACUUUAUUAAAUCAAAAAGUAGUAGUAGUUGUAAAGAGAGGAAAAAGUAGGAGAGAGGCAGAGAGGUAAUGAACCUUUCUAAUCUGCAGCUGCCAUGAUGGGCCUCUAGCUACAAUCCAGCAAGGGAGCCUUCUGCUCCUCCAGGCGCAUGCCAAAGACUUCAACUUCCUGUCAGUCUCCGCUUAUAAGCUCUUUUCUCCACCCACUAACUCUCACAUGUUAAGUCUCAGGAACCAAUCAUAGUUUCUUUUUUUGGAAAAUUUUAUUUAAUUUGUCAGUUUAGAACAUUAUUCCUUGGUUACAAGAAUCCUAUUCUUUCUCUUUCCUCCCCCUACCCCUUCCCAUAGCAGAUACACAAUUCCACUGGGUUUUACAUGUGUCCUUGAUCAAAUCCUAUUUUCAUGUUGUUGAUGUUUGCACUAGGGUGAUCAUUUAGAAUCUCCAUCCCCAAUCAUAUCCCACUUGACCCUUACAAUUAUAGUUUCUUAAUUUGUCUAGGCUACCCAGGGGAGAGGUGCCUGUGGAAUCAUUGUUUCUUUGGUUCCUUAACUUCCUCUUCUGAGAUUCAUUUAUACCUGAAUUUACUCAGUGGUAUUUGACCUCCAGGUCAGUGGGAGAGGAUAUGUUAUUUUAUUUUUUUUAAAUAAUAUUUUAUUUGAUCAUUUCCAAGCAUUAUUCAUUAAAGACAAAGAUCAUUUUCUUUUCCUCCCCCCCUAAACCCCCAUAGCCGACGCGUGAUUCCACUGGGUAUCACAUGUGUUCUUGAUUCGAACCAAUUGCCAUGUUGUUAGUAUUUGCAUUAGAGUGUUUGUUUAGAGUCUCUCCUCUGUCAUAUCCCCUCAACCACUGUAGUCAGGCAAUUAUUUUUCCUCGGUGUUUCUACUCCCACAGUUUGUCCUCUGUUUAUGGAUAGUGUUUUUCUCCUAGAUCCCUGCAGAUUGUUCAGGGACAUUACACCGCCACUAAUGGAGAAGUCCAUUAUGUUUGAUUAUACCACAGUGUAUCAGUCUCUGUGUACAAUGUUCUCCUGGUUCUGCUCCUCUCGCUCUGCAUCACUUCCUGUAGGUCGUUCCAGUCUCCAUGGAAUUCCUCCACUUUAUUAUUCCUUUUAGCACAAUAGUAUUCCAUCACCAACAUAUACCACAAUUUGUUCAGCCAUUCCCCAAUUGAAGGGUAUCCCCUCAUUUUCCAAUUUUUGGCCACCACAAAGAACGCAGCUAUGAAUAUUCUUGUACAAAUCUUUUUCCUUAUUAUCUCUUUGGGGUACAGACCCAGCAGUGCUAUGGCUGCAUCAAAGGGCAGACAGUCUUUUAUCGCCCUUUGGGCAUAGUUCCAAAUUGCCCUCCAGAAUGGUUGGAUCAGUUCAGAACUCCACCAGCAAUGAAUUAAUGUCCCUACUUUGCCACAUCCCCUCCAGCAUUCACUGCUUUCCUCUGCUGUCAUGUUAGCCAAUCUGCUAGCUGUGAGGUGAUACGGGGAGAGGAUAUUUAAAAAAAAAAGGGGGAGAUUAUUUCUUCCCCUGCUGGCUCCAAAAGGAGGCUCAGAACCUAUCAAGUUUUCCUUCACAGGAGAUCUGUUUUUGACUUAAAUAUGCUAUUAUUCAUCAAUACUGUAUAAUGGUGACAGCACUGGAUUUGGAGUCAAGACUUUGGUUUGAAUCCUAUCUUUGUCAUGCAGCACUUGUGUGACUUUGGAGAAGUUGUUUGAUCUCUUUGAGCUUCAAUUUCCCUAUCUUUAAAAUGAGAGAAAAGGAUAAUAUUCAAGGCAUGAGAUGAUGAAGACCUGCACUUAAGUGGUGGUAGUGUCAUAAGAGAGAAGGGGGCAUAUUGGAGAGAUGCUGCAAAGGUGAAUUUGACAGGCCUUGGUUGCCAUUUGACAAAAUGAAGGCUUAAAAAAACAAAUAUGCAUCAUCAUUCGUCAUGAAGUGACAUCACAACAUGAAGGUUGUGAUUCCAGUAAAAUUUAUGGACGACUUACAUUAGCUGUAAGUCAGUAAAUCCUUCACUUUUCAUCAAUAAAUCAACAUUUAUUAAGUACCUACUAUAUUCUAGGCAUUGUGCUCUGAUAUUAUUGAGAAUAAAGACAUUCUUUUUGGUGGAUUCUUUUUUAAAAAAUUUAUUUAUUGAUUGUUAAAUUAAAAUGUCUAGGUUAACCCUUUCCUUCUUUUUUCCUAGAGAAAGCUUCAUUUGCCAAAUAUAUAUAUUCCUGACAUCUAUAUCAUGUAUAAUCACUUGGGAUUUUCUGAACUAUUUGGAAAUUUUUUAUUUAUUCUAAUUUGUUUUUUCCUCUGUUCUGUUUCUUCUUUGGCCUGAAUUAGCCUUUUAUCCUUGAUUGAAGGAAGAUAGAGAUGCUGAGCUUUAUAAUAUUUUAUAACACAUAUUUAUCAUAUGUUAUUAUAAUAUAUUAUCAUUAUAUAAUACAUAGCUUAUAUAUAAUAUAAUAUUUUAAUAAUGGUAUAUAAUAAUUAUUUUCUGAUACUGUACAACAUGGUAUAACAUGUGUAAUAUAUAAAAUCAAUAUUAUACUGAU
Molecule: messenger RNA, 5745 nt
Organism: Monodelphis domestica (gray short-tailed opossum)
Lineage: Eukaryota; Metazoa; Chordata; Mammalia; Didelphimorphia; Didelphidae
Product: TRPM8 channel-associated factor 2
Biological process (GO): positive regulation of protein targeting to membrane
Cellular component (GO): plasma membrane
Molecular function (GO): transmembrane transporter binding
Source: RefSeq, a predicted model, not a curated record